Chara braunii is the source of this 6145-nucleotide messenger RNA. NCBI's taxonomy places the organism in Eukaryota, Viridiplantae, Streptophyta, Charophyceae, Charales, Characeae. The record is from the annotation of a GenBank genome assembly.
ACGUUUUUGGUGAGACGUGAGAGCAGCUGGUGCUUGAGGCUUCAGUUUCACGGAGAGAAGCGAAAAUGUUGCUGUCAUCGAAAUUCAAGGGAUCCAAAUGCAAGACACAGCUGAAGCUGUGCGUGGGACGAAUCAAACUGUUGAGGAAUAAACGGGGGUUGACAGUGAAGGAACUCAGAAAAGGGAUUGCAGAGCUUCUGAGAACGAAUCAGGAAGCCGCCGCUACGAUUCGAGUGGAACAUGUUUUUCGAGAAGAAGCAGUGAUGGACGCAUAUGACGCGUUGGAACUCUUCUGUGAGCAAGUGUCUGUGCGGAUGCAUAUGAUAGAAGCAUCGCGGGAGUGCCCCCCAGAUCUGAAAGAAGCCAUUUCGAGUCUCAUUUUUGCUGCACCCAGAUGCCCGGACUUGCCAGAGCUUAUGCAAGUGCGCUCUCUUUUUGCAUCCAAGUACGGCAAAGAGUUUGUGGCGGCGGCAUCUGAGCUUAUGGCCAACUGUGAAGUGAAUAGGCAGCUGAUCGGGAAGUUGUCGACCCAUCCUCCAUCAGGCCAGUUCAAGGUAGACCUGUUGAAGAAGAUAGCAGAGGAGUAUGACGUCAGCUGGGAUCCUGAGAAGUUGCAGCAAAGCCUUUGUGGAGCUGACCCUGACCUUCUGAAAGGUGCGCAAUCAUUUCUCUCUCCAUUCAAUCCUCCUGCCCAAGGAGGAUUUCCUGCCGCUGCUGAUAGCAGCAGAAAGGGAGGAGACGUUACCGAUCUCGGACGAGCUGCAACCGAGUCUGGAACAGCUGCAACCGAGGCCAGGCGUUCGGGAAGAGGAUCGAUAUUUGCAACAUCCUUCAUAUCCAAACCGGGGCAGCAAAAACCUGGCCCAAGUCAGCAGGUUAAUCCUCCUGGCAUUCAGGUAUCUCCUCCAGCCUCCCAGGGUUAUUUCCCAACCUCGCCGUUUUUCCCUCCUGGCUCAGAAGGCUUUUCUUCUAGCUCGCAAUUAUAUCCUCCUGACAGCGUACUCCCUACUCCAUCCGCACGCAGCUUCAGCGACCCUGAGCAAGUUGCAUCUGCCUCACAGUCAUUCUCCCCUCACCGCCUUCAGGAAAGCCUCCAGGAGAAAGAAAGCGCAACGGGGUCUACAACACGGAGUCAAGUUACAUCAUUUGUAUCGCCUGUAAUUCCUGCUCCAGAUUCAAUGAAGACAGUGGCAGCCGAGUCGGUCGUAGAGGUGCACCGUCCCAAUGUCACACAGUGGAAUCCAAUUGUGCCAUUUCCAUCCCCUGUCCUACCGUCAGGGGGAACAAAGCAAACAGCAACAAGUGAACCCAAAUCAAGUAAUUCCCAUCUUGAGGACUUACUAUGGAUGGGGGAACGUCGUCGUGGAUUUGAGCAGCACGGGGAGGGGAGUAGGUCCGAGGUGCCAAAGCAACAGGUAGCGGCAGGGGAAGUGAAAUGGGGCAAGUAUUUGAAUGAGGACAUUGGACGGAAGGAGGGAAGGCCUCCGGUGCUCGAGUUUUACAGGGAGGAGGGGAGGGUCGAGACGUCACAACAAAUGCGAGGGCAAGAGGGUAGUAGAACAGAUCGUGCUGGCAUGCGGCAGCAUCAUGGAAAAGAUGAUGAUGGGGUGAAGAAGGGAAGCGGGCAACGGAGUGAAAGCAUGGAUGGCAAUGACGAUGAGUGGAGAAGGCUAUUGCUCUCAAAAGCACGGGAUUGGAGGCAAGAGAAAAAAGUAGGGAGGGGAGAUGGGGAAUCAAGUGAUGAGGAGUACACGGAUGUCACUGUUGCUGCAGCAGCUGCAGUUACGGCUGCAGAGCGGGCCGCCAGUGCGGCAAGGGCAGCAGCAAGAUUAGCCUUUAGGUUGGGUGAGCAAAGCAUGCAGGAGAAGUCGACCGAUGGGAGAGGCUCUGAAAGGAAGGUGGUUUAUGAGGAAGCGAUGUCAGUUGCCCCUAAGACGGCAGAGGCCAGGAGGUCAGCAGGUCACGCGAGUUUGCAUGCAAGGGAUCAUUCCCAUCUGGAUCAGGCUGACGAAAUUCGCAAGGGAAGGAACGAGCUUAGAGGGUGCAUGCGACAUAAAGAGGAGCACUUGGUCAUGGAGCAUCGCGGCCAGGACGAAGUCACCAAAGAUGAAGGGACGGGAUCAAGUGGUCAGCAUGCCUGCAGUCAGGACCAACAGCCUGGCAAUGAGCUGGGUGGUGAGCAGGCGAUCUUCCGGCAAGCUGGCUGGCAGGCGCGACCAAGCCACGGCCUAGUUGAAGGCACAAAAGACCAGGACGCAAGAGCUGGGAGAGGCGUUUCUCCCUCAUCACAAAGUCCAACAACGACGAGAAGCAGUUUGGACAUGAACAGGUCUGUUGAGCAGGAUGGGAUGCCCGACGACCUCUCGGCCAGGACAAUGCGACAGCCUUCCCCAGAGCGGGCUUCAGGGGCUGGCAUUGGCACAGAGAACUAUCCCCCAUCUUCCACACCCCUCCCUUUUGCAAGCCCACAGAGAGAAGGGCGCGAACGUGCCGUGGGCAUCUCGGUGCGAACAAGGCCUACCUCACCCUAUGCUGCAAUGAGACAACCCCCACAAGGGUCCCAAGAAGGGGUUGAUGAGGGUAUUCUAAAAAUGUUUUCCCAUGGUCCAGGAAAGAACAUUGCAAGUGCACAGCAACCAACCGAUCAAGGCAUGCAGAAGACGGGGACACAACAGUCAGCUGAUGCAGCAAAGGAAAGGGCAGAAUUGCAACGACCAACCUUUCGGUUGACCCAUAGCUGGGAUGAUGAUGAUGAUGAUGAUGACGAUGAUGCACGCGCUGGCGGAGGGAAGGUGUCUGCUACAAGGAAGAAGAAUGCUGAAGAUGCAACUGAAGAAUUUGAUGAUCUUGACUUCCCGCCUCCGCCAACCGCUCACGCUGAAGAUGCAAGUGAAGAAUUUGAUGAUCUCGACUUUCCGUCUCCUCCGACCGCCCCUGUUAUCUUCAAACCCAGUUAAUGUCAGUGAAGUCCAUGCCUGAUAUGGACAAUGUUUGAAUGGCGAUUUGACUCCACGUCGGGACCACAAUCUCGAUAUCCCAGCGACGGGAAUCGGAUGGCAGUGAUGUGAGAUUGGCAGCAUGAAGAACUCCAGGAAUGUCAUUCAGUUCAGCCGGCAGGCCAUGAAUGGUGAUUCUCUCUUUUUCUGUGGGAGCUAAGUGGAUGGUGAUCAUGCACUCCCCGCAAUUCCCCUCGGCAUCUAGACCAGUGGAAUAGUGCACAUGAUGAGAGUUGUGCAGAAGGCUUUGACACUGGAUCUAUAUAUAGAUCACUCCAAGGGACUGGGGAUAUGGAUCAGGGGAUAUUCACACUAGGACUUUUUUUAUUAAGCUGUGGACUGGAUUGCGGUUUAGAUUCAUCCAGGUCUGGCCGUAAUUGCUGCAAGAUACAUGCAGGAAAGUGCUAGUGUGAGUAUAGCCUCAGCAUGCGGUUGGAUAUUCUCUCCAUGCCGUGACUGUCACAGUACAAGGCGAAGUUGGGUAUUCUCUCCACGCCACCAGCGUCACCAUACAAGGUGACAGACGACACAUGCUCCUGAUCAGUUAGUUGGGUACUCGGGUUCCGGGACUAAUAACGUCAUAUGAAUACACAUGGAAGUAGCAAACCAGGAUAUAGCAGUGGGGUAGAGUAAAAAAAGUGGACACAGAAAGAAAAGUCAUGGCAGCCUCUGUCGUUCGCAUCUGGCAUGGCUUUGUGGAAGUCUAUGACAGCUUCAUGCUGACUUCAUAAGAGCUGGAUCCCUGGUAGGUGAUCCGGUUCGAUUGUGUGAUUGCAUCUGUGUGUGUGUGUGUGUGUGUGUGUGUGUGUGUGUGUGUGUGUGUGCGCCGAAACUGAAAGCGAAUGCUGUGAAUGCUUCUGAGCAGUUGGUGCUCAGAGAUUCUAUGCAAGCAUGUUGCAUCUGAGCAUUUUGCUGAAGGCGUGUUCACACUAGCUCUAUCUGACUGCAUUUGCGGCUGGUCCUGGAUGUAUCUGACCACAAUUACGUCCAUAAAUAAGCAAAAACGUCAUUGUGUGAAUGUAUGGCCUAAUUGUGACCAUUUUCCCGACCCUCUGGCCUCGGCAAUGGUCAAGAUUUCUGGAUGCCUAGCCUGCACUGCGAUUACCCGCAGCUCUGGGCGACUCAGCCGCCCCGAGGUUCCACUUGCUGGCUCAGCUGCAGCCAACGCUAGGCAGCAGAUGCUGAAUGCAAAUCAAGUUUGUAAUAUGAUGGCAGGACUGGGGGCAGAAUCAAAGAGAGAGUUCGGGUCCUGCUGUGCAAGUAAGGAAGGAGACGGCCCCUUCCUCAACUCUUUCGAUCUGAGCUUGUGUUAUAGCUUCCAUGACAAACAACUGCGUGCUGUUUUCGCACAGGGAGCUGAAAAGAGAGGGGAAGGUGGAGUGUAAAAUCGACGGCGUUGUAUACAGUUUCAGUGCGGGGAUUUGAGAUGAUGUCAUGAUGAUUGACCUUACUCUGUGCGGGUCCUGUGUGCGAGGAUUUGAGAUGAAGUCACGAUGAUUGUCCUUACUCUGUGCCUGUCCUGUGUGCGAGGACUUGUAUACAAAGUGAGAUGAGUCAGUACACACAGGUUAGAGGUUGAUCCAGAUGGGGGACCACACCUUGGGCUUGCAGACAUAGCCAGUGGGGAGAAGAGAAUGCUGUGUGUGUGUCUGAUCAGCCAGCAACCUGACCUGGUAGCGGAGUUUCGUGAGAGUUGUUGAGGCGACACCUCUCGUUCAAGGUGUUGCUUGAGAGUCUUAAUCCUUUCCGAAGUAUGACAAGCGAGUAAUGGCUUGGACUCUUAGGAAUGGUUCUGAUGGGGUGCGUAUACCAUCAGAGCGAUACAGGCAAUCCCUAACGCGCCUUCGGCCUCGGUAAGGCACGAAGAAUACACUACACGAGCAUCCACCGCCGAUGGUUCACUGGGCGGUCUAAUGUGUCCGUACGUCCGUUGUCCAAGCUAGUACCAAAUGAAUGAAACUUGCAAGUUUCAAUGUCGGGUUUCGGUGGUCUUCUGUGGGUUUCUGGCAAAACGUGUCAUCUUCUAAGUUCUAUCACAUAAUAAUCAGCGGCUGGCAGUUCUGUUUUUCACCCGGCUCCUGUCAAUCCUUUUUUUUUUUGUUCUCGAUUAGACAAACGUCCUCUGCUCUUCUUUCUUUCUCUUUAUGUCCACUGUUUCUCCUUUCCCUUCAACGACCAAACACAUUCCUGAAUAAACACUUGGCUGCCUCAGACAUGCGUCAACAAUAAAAGUUUUCGAAGUCGUGGCUCGUGAGCCAUCGAAAGCUCUGGAAUCUAUGGAUUGUCGACUAAACAGAUUGCUGGUGUAGCCAAGGCUAUACUCGGUUCUCAUAUCUGCGUUUGAGUGUUACGAAUGAGCCCGGAUGUUUCUCACUUGGGGCUUUUGGCGUCAUUAUCUGCAACAACUGGCUGGAUGUUUCUCACUUGGGGCUUUUGGUGUCAUUAUCUGCAACAACGGGCCGGAUGUUUCUCACUUGGGGCUUUUGGUGUCAUUAUCUGCAACAGCGGGCCGGAUGUUUCUCACUUGGGGCUUUCGGUGUCAUUAUCUGCAACAACGGGUGCAACACGGCCGCAGAGCAUCUUCUGGCAGCUGCUGCAUAGAUCAGCAUUCUGCUUUUUAAUCUCCUGGGACUCGCCUGACACUUGAUGAACAGAGGUGGGGUUUGGUUUGGAAGCCCAGUUUGAGGUUCGGCCGCACAGGUCUGGUGUGCAGAGGUUUGACCCACAGGUCUGGCGCAUAGGGGCAGCGGAGACAGGUUCAGUGCUCACAGGUUUUACGAACUGGUCUGGUGCGCACAGGUUCGGUGGAGACAGGUGUGGAGCACACAGGUUCGUUGCGGGUUUGGUUUCCCAGUCCAGUUCGAGGUCUGGGCGCACAGGUUUUACCCACAAGGUCUAGUGUGUACAGGUUUGAUCCACAGCAGAGCACAGGCAGAUCUGGUGUCGGAGGACAGGUAGAGGGCUGUUGUACAGGUUUGGUGUACAGCGGCAUUGGGAGUCGGUCCGUGUGUCUGGGAGGUUUGUCAGUGAGAAGUUGAGAGCCGAUAAAAAUCAGAUGAAUGCCACAAUUUCACUAUCCUCUGUUCUUCCUGUCUAGUGUGUUGAUCAGAUGAAAUGAGUAAAUUAUUUAGUAAAAUACGCUGUGAGAA